Messenger RNA from Penaeus chinensis, 5631 nucleotides. RefSeq lists its product as uncharacterized. The transcript is spliced from 6 exons. The coding region runs from base 800 to 4096 and encodes 1098 amino acids. Gene Ontology annotation, molecular function: protein binding. NCBI's taxonomy places the organism in Eukaryota, Metazoa, Arthropoda, Malacostraca, Decapoda, Penaeidae. The record is from RefSeq and is a predicted model, not a curated record.
GUUGAUGCUGCCGCCGCGAUGUCCGUGUUGGUGCAGCCAUCAUCCCAUUGUGCAGAUCUUUGUCCCUCGCGUGCCGCGGCGUCGCUGCUCUAGUGCUGCGCUGUGAUCGUUUUCUCGCCUGGAGAAGCUCCGCGACGCCGGGCGUACGGCGCUUGCGGUCGCAUUAUUCACCAGUACAAAGGAUUUCGCUGCGUCCCUCGGACUGCUCAUUUUGUGCUAGAUAAUUAGUGAGUCGAGUGGAGCCUGACUGUGAUGCAAAUCGUGGGCGGAAUGGGCGCAGCAGCGGCGGGCGGCGAUAGUAGUGGACAGUCGCAAUGCAUCACCUGUCAAUAUCAGCUGAACUAGGCGGACGUGUAACCAUCGCAAGCUGUCGCGACGCUUAAAAUAGAGAUUGUCAUUUGUAUUGGCUAUUUGUAGUUUGUGCCAAGUGGAGGCGAAUGCGUUGGCACUCACGUGCCGUAUGUCCCCUGACUCUGCAUGUCUUGACAAGGCACAAUCUGUGUCAUAGUAGUGAGGUCACGUGUAUGUGCCCGUGGGCGUAAAGGAUUUUGCAGGACGUUUACUAAUAUGCAUUAACAGUAGAGACCGCACACGGGUUUUGCGUCGAUGAGAGCACUCGCAGUGGGCGUGUCACUGCAUCACGUGACUAGUGAAUAGUGGGAUAGUAGCACACCUGGGACAGGUACAACCUGUGUUGUAACCUCGUCAUGAACUGUGAUGUUUUUCUACUUGUGGACUACUGAUUUCCAUUUUGCACCAGUGAUGGAAGACAUUUAACGAGGCGAACUGUCAGUUUCUCAUGUUGUCCAUCUUGUGCGUUUAUCAUUCUCUAGUAAGUAGCGCCCGUGACCCUUCGCCGCCCCUGCACGAACAUUCCCAGCAAGUUCUCCUCCCCGAGAACAUGAAGCCAGUUGACAGGGAGGAUGCAACGCCCCACGAGACCCAAGACGAUGGCACGAGGGCGUCAGCUAAGGAGGAAAUGCCUUGCGAGGCAGGAGCGAGGCCACGAGGCCCGCCAACUCCUGCUGAGCAGUCACCCGAGGCCGAGGUGGGGGAGGCAUCCGACACCGAGGUAGACAUAUACGACGAAGGGGAAGGUGGUGUCACUCGAGCUGAAGAAACAGAGGAAGGAGGGGCGCCCCAGGGCUCAGCAGGGGAACGCAGGCUCGAGUCGGCGCGGGCGAGUGUGGAGUCAGACACCCCCAACGCUAUGUAUGAUAAGCUAACCAUCUGUGAUGCGUGUGAGACGCGCCACCACCCAUCUAGAGAACACACCUCCGCUUGUGAUUGUGUCCACGCAAGUCGCAGUCACGUUGACUCCAGUACCCGUGAUGACUCUAUAGAGCCCCAGGAGGAGCCAGAGAUUCCCAGCAGACUCUUGACCCCUCGUGGGAGGCUAAUGAGGCAGGGGCAGGGACCGACCCCUGGCCAGCAGUGGAGCGCCACGCUGAAUCGCCCCUCGCGCAGGGGUCGGUGCGUCCCGACGCCAGUGGAUCCCCGCGGGGUUCGCUCGCAGACGGAACCUCCGGCUAACAAACCUCCGCCGGACCUGCUGCAGGUGUCGUGGGUCUGGGAAACCCGACAACCUGCUCGCGUGGCUUCCGUGCGUCGGCGUCCGACGCGGAAGAUCUCGUGCCGCCGGAAGAUCAGGCCGAGACUCACCAUUCGGAAAGCCACCUCCAGGAAGAAUAGCAUCUCGCCACAGCACAGGGCGUCCCCCGCGAAGGAUGAGGACGAGACCUGGGCGGAGUGCGAGGAGGAAGAGGGCGGGGGUGAAGCGCCCGCCAAAGUCCCGGAGCGCAGGCCGCCGCUCGCGCCAGAUGUUCUCCUGACGGGGACGCAAGCUGCACCGGGGCUGAUUUUAGGUUCUAUCCCGCAGCCGAACCGGGAUGGUAUCGCGGAGGAGCCUGACCCUCCCCCCGGCCCCCCGCCUGAGGUUGCGUUGAGGAACACGAGGAACCUAAACUACUUCCAGACUGCCAGCCGCGCUGUCAAGCAGCGGUGGCGCAACUCCGACAUCGUGCUGCCUAAACUCCUCAGGGAGUCUUGGGCGAACGUUAAACCCGAAUACGGAAACAAAAAGAAGAGAACGUUGUUUGACAGAGCCAGAAACAUCCCUGUGCACAUACGAAAAAUCUCUCAUUUGCUUGUGAAAAGUGUGAAGCCGUCCGAGAAUAGUGACCUCUAUGGCAGUGAGAAAGAGAACGACAUAAUAUACCUGGAUCUGAGAAGGCAGCUCCGAGACAGCCUGCAGAGACAGCGGAGUGUGCGGCGGCGAAGCGUCCCCGCGGUCGUGGGCGUGAAGCGACAGGGCUCCUUCUCUCCGAGGAACAGCCUUGGGAGGAACAAGGCCGUCACCUGGAACCAGAAGUACCAGGCUGUGAUGGGCCUGAAGCGCGCGGGCGACGGGCCUGGGCGAGGAGGCGCUGACUGUCCCGUCAUCCAGGUGACCAAGGCCGCCGAGGGCUCGGCCACGCCCGCCUCCGAGGGCGAGGGGGAGGGGGAUUGGCGCUCCCUAUGCAGCACCCCCACCCCCUCCCCCCACCACGCGCUCCUGGGGCUCGACCUCCCUCAGAAGAAGCCGAACGUGCUAGAGAAACUGUGGGGGCGUCUCCGCCACUCCGUCCCGCGUUCGCUCUCGCCCUCCAGGUCGCAGUGUUCUAGUCGGAGCAGCAUGAGCGGAGGCAGUGAGGACGGCCACUCCCCGUCCCACUCGUCCGACUACGAGGAUCAGGAUGAGGUUGAGCGGUCGGGCUCGGCCUCACUGGUGGGGCGGAUGCGCGGGCUGAGGCGAGACAUGCAGAAGAAGAUCUCCCGCCUCAAGAGCCCCCGCGGCAGCACCUCCAGCUCUCCCGGGCCCGCGGGCGUCUCGGCCGACAAGGCAGGAGCGACGCUGUCCGCGCCCAUGCAGCCCUCGGCGUCCUCGUACGAGAGCAUACCUUCGUCAGCGCCCCUGGGAAAGGUUUAUCAAAUGACCUUUGCCUCUCCAGCAGCCGCAACAGCAUCAGGCAGCAACCGGUCAUCUCUCUCCGGGGAGGAAGCGGAGCCGUACACUGGCCCCUUCAUAGGACGAGCGCGCGCGCUGGUCGACUGCCAGCCCUCGCCCUACGACAGGGACGCGCUCAAGUUUAAGAAAGAUGACAUAAUAGACAUCAUAGCCAAAAACCCCUCAGGCCUCUGGAAGGGCUGUGUGGAUGGCAGGGUUGGGCACUUCAAGUUCAUCCUUGUAGAGGAGGAGGUGGAGCGCCCUGCCCGCCGCCACCGGCCGUGGCGGGGCACCACUCCUCGCAGAGGCCGGGCCAGAACGUUAGAGGAGCUGCUGACACGGCUCAAUCUGGGGCAUCUUAUACAGGUAUUUGUUCUAAAUGGUUAUGAAGAUUUGGAACAGUUUAGAGAUGUGGAAAAAGCAGAUCUUGAUUGCCUUGGCAUUACUGACCCUGAGACUUGUGCCAAACUGCUCACUGCUGUGGCACUGCUUCAUGAUGCAGACUCCGAGCCGGAACCUGAUCUGCCAGAGAUGUUAGAAACUACUGAUGCAGCACUCCGCCGUGGUGACCAUGGAAGAGAUUCAGGUUGCUAUACUGACCAUCGCAGUGCACACUCUGCUGUAUUAGAUGAAAACAAUCUCGAUACACGGCAGUCCACACCCUCAACCGACACCUCAUCCGGGUACCAUAGUCGAGGCCCUUAUAACAUUCCUUUAGGGGAGGCGACUCUCACUUCACGGGAGGAAGCUCUCAGCUCAGCACUUGAUUCGCCCCCAUCAGAGUCCACCACUUCGGGUGCAACAAGUAGCCAGCCAUUAACACAGUCUGAACCUCACUCCUAUCGGGCCCAUCUCGCUACCGUCCUUCCUGCCAGUCCUCGUGCGAAGGUCCGUCACGGUCAACAAGAGGAUCAGAAGCAAAGACCUGACCCUCAAGUUGAUUAUGAGGCCAAGUAUAAUUCUGCACGCAAUGUCUUUGAAAAGGAGGUAGUAAGGCGUGAGGUCCCUUACACAGUUCGUUCUCCAAAGCGCAGUGCAGGGACCUCUCAGUCACCACCAUCGGAUUCAGAGGAAGGAACAGCCGCUGCUCCAGAGGAACCUUCGCCAUAAGGAAUCUUCAACAAUAUAGCCAUAUAUAACCCAGUAUUUCCCUCCCUUCUAGAUAGAAUUUAAAAUCUUUUGAUCUUAAAAAAAAUUCUGAUUUAUAAUUGUUCCAGUGGUAUUUAUCUUACUCUGAAUUUGACUCUAACCUGCAUUCUGAAAUUCUUGCAAUGAAAAUUAUUAUUGAUAGAGUAAUGAAUAUCCUCUCCAAGUUUGUUUUUUUGAAAAGUCGCUUCUAGGGACUUUGUACACAUUAUUGUGAAUACACUAAUGCAGGGAGAUAUGAGUCUUAUGAAAUUCAGUGAUUUUCAAACAACAGAACUGUGUAACUAGUAUAUACCCUCUUUAUAUUAGUGAAUCAUGUGAUGUGGACCCUAUCUGAAGUCAUGCAAGAUAUUUCUGUGUAGCUUGUACUGUCAGGUAGUUAGGAAAAAAAAGCUAAGUACUUAUCCUAUUCAGAAGUUUCCCAUGUAAUGAUUGGUGCAGUGCAGUUCCUGUUAUUAGUCUCAAGGGUUUUAGAUGUUCCUGCUAUAGAGGAAGUGGCUGGGAAGUGUUGUGCAGCCAACUUGUAUAGCCCGUCUUUCAUUUUAAAUCUUAACACAGAAUUAUAUCAGCUACUACCAUAUCAUUUUAUAUAUAUAAGGAAAGUUAUUGUAACUAAGAUAUCUGAACAUUUAUUGUAAGAAUCAAGCAAUCACUAUGAGGAUAGAAUAAAGGCCAAAAACCUUCAUGGUGAUGAUAAAAAAUAGUUAUUUUAUGUACCAUUUGCCACAAGAAUUGUGGACUUGAAGUCUGAAGAGGACUAGUUUCAUAAUAUAUAAUUUAGAAGUUCUUUAUUUAUCGUAAUUUUAAAUUUCUCAGUAUUUUAAAACCUUUUUUGCAUUUAUGUAGGUAUGAGGAAUGAUUGUGUUGUAGUAAUUUUCAACAUGAUAUAUAUUUUUUAUAUGUUGCUAUAAUCAGCUACAUAAUGUUGAGAAUCAUCAGUUCCUGGAAACAUUAUCUUCAUAAGAAUCUGGUGAUUGACUGGAGGCCUCAGUACCCAAACACAGGAUGACUUACAGUGUAAUGCAGAGGCAAUGCUUAAAUAAUAAAAUGGACAACAGUUAAUGUGAGCCAUAGAGUUUACACAUUCAGGUAUACAGUGUAGCAAGUUUUAUGGUACAUACAUGCAACAGUUGUGUCAAAGAAAUCUUCCAGUAUAUACCUUGUGAUGUUAGAGUAUUGUAAUAUGAUUACAGACACUGUGUUUUCUGUCUUUAUUCACAAAGAAUUAGUUCCCUAUAGUUGUUUACCAAAUGCACAUCAUUUUGUUAAAUUUCCCUGUAUUUAUUUUUUCAGUCUUAUCAAAAGUAUUCAUAUAAUUUUAGAUUCAAAUUGCUUUUACUUUAAAAUGAUGCGCUUCCUAAAAUGGUCACAUGACAACAUCUUUGCAGUCAUAUAUUUCUUAAACUAAUGGAUUUUACUCUUCCAACUUUUGUAUUGUACAGACUUGUGCGUCAUCACUAUUUGUAAAUAGUCUUAUAUUAAAACAAUAGAUCAAAGGA